AUGUUCAAUACUUACGGACCUUCGCCGGCACGCCCAAGCAGCCUGAAGCGCCCCUCGCCUUCGAAGCCGAGUGGCCAGCAAGCGGCGGCCGUAGAGAAGGCGCCCGGACCCAAGAAACGGAUGAAGAAGCCGCCCGUGCCAUCCUUCAUGUUCCAGCCGCCAGCGCCGCCCACCUUGGCCGAGGCGAAGGCCCCGGCAGCACAAGAAGUCGAGGUCUUUGUCACACUGGCCGGACGUUCGGGCAAAGGUGGCUCCGUCACGAAGCCGACGAGCAUCGAAGAGCUGGAGCGCAUGGUGCCAGUGUCCUUUGUGCCGGACGUGGUCCCCGAGCCCUUUGCCGACCACCUACUGCGCGCCUUCUUAGAGGAGGCAGGGAGCACGGAGCACUUGCGCUGGCGCAGGUAA
Molecule: messenger RNA, 405 nt
Organism: Symbiodinium natans
Lineage: Eukaryota; Dinophyceae; Suessiales; Symbiodiniaceae
Source: the annotation of a GenBank genome assembly